Messenger RNA from Lathyrus oleraceus (garden pea), 942 nucleotides. RefSeq lists its product as uncharacterized. The transcript has 2 exons. NCBI's taxonomy places the organism in Eukaryota, Viridiplantae, Streptophyta, Magnoliopsida, Fabales, Fabaceae. The record is from RefSeq and is a predicted model, not a curated record. Bases 1 to 942 code for a protein of 313 amino acids.
AUGGGUCAGAUAGCACAACAAAUAACAGGUUCUCGAGCACAAGGUUCCCUCCCAAGUGAAACAGUACAAAAUCCUAGAAGUCAUGAGAAUGUUAAUGUUGUCACGACAAGAAGUCAGAAAGGUUUUAAAGAUGAAGAAGAGAGGGCAACAAAGGGUGACCAUGUCAUGGAGAGAGUGACAAAGAAGGAUCCAAGAGAGACAAACCUUGAGAAAUUCAUCACAGUGUUCAAAAAGAUUGAUAACAAUAUGCCUUUCUUUGAAGCACUCGAGCAAAUGCCCAUGUACAAAAUAUUCAUGAAAGAGGUAAUCACUGAAAAGAGACCAAUAGAAGAUGGGUUGGUAGCCUUUAAUGAAAAGCGUAGUGAAAUAUCACCAGGUAGGAGAAUCCCAAGCAAGCAGAAGGAUCCUGGAGAGGUCACAAUCCCAUGCACUAUAAAAGACAUAUCUUUCAAGAAGGUACUAAUUGAUUCUAGAGCCAGUGUGAGUCUAAUUCCAUUGUCAAUCUACCAAAGGCUUGGUCUUGGAAAUGUAUGUGAUACAAGGACAAAUAUGAAGUUUGCAUAUCACUCCAUAAAGAAUGCAUAUGGGAUAGCGGAAGACAUAUUGGUGACAAUAGAGAAAUUUAGUUUUCCCGUUGGUUUUGUGAUCAUAGACAUACCCGAGGAUGAAGUGACACCAAUCAUUCUUGGUCAACCAUUCAUGCGGACAAGUCGAUGCAAUUUCGACAUAGACCACAAUACACUAACUUUAAAAGUUUAUGAUGAUGAUGAAAUAACCUUGAAUGUUCUUGAAAUUAGGAAGCUAGAGGUGGAAAAAGAAAAUCACUAUGAAGUAGGCAUGAUCAGGACAGAUGUGAAAGGCCAAAGUGACAUGCCAACAUCAGAAAAAAGACUCAAGAGGGCCAUCUCAACUGCUUUCACCUCAAUGAGCAACCCCGAGUGA